AUGCCGCCUUCCGGAUGGGCAUUGCUCCAGGAAACCAUACGCGCUGAACUAGAACUGCUGCCUGACCGCCCAACGCCUUCACAGAUACUUCCACCGCCCAAACAAGCUGCCGCGUCUCCAUUUGAUAAUUCAACGAAGUCAGCCUCUAGCUGUACUCGAGUUCCCGAUUGCUCCCUGGCACGCGGUGAACUGGCACCCCUCAAUCAGACAUUCUGUCCCAUCUUACUGUUCAGCAAAUUUCCAUAUUGGUUCAUUUCCAGAGAGUUUUCGGAGCGCGUCGCGGACGCUUUCUUCAACGGCGGUAAGUUUUGGGAGAGGACUUGGGACUUGUACUACUUCUGGGCACCGGAAGCGGCGAAGCCUCUAUUCUUCAUCACCGAACUUCAAGCUCAGCUACUGAUCAACGAGAUCAACGAAAAAUUCAAGGAUACUGGACUACAAGUAGUCUUGAGUGCCUCACAACGCCGCGAGAGUGGUCUGAUCAUCGACUUCUAUGAGCCUCAUCCACAUCUUCGACCACGUUACCUAGGUCGAUCCCACACUCGCGACGAGAACCAAAAUAUGACGAUCAAUGCGCCCUCGGCGACCUUCCGACCACGUCAUGAGGCUGAAGUCAGCCCUCCAGAUGACAAUGAGUUGGAAGCAUUCAAGGAGUGGUAUGAAGAACAGGCGCAGAAGCAGAAGAGCAAGAGCAAGACCCUGAAAGCUAAGAAGAAGGAGGAGCGCAUCAUCAUUCAGAAGGGUUGUGUCAAACAGCUCAAGCGCACUCAGCGCUAUCUUGGACUCAGGCCGAAGAAGCCUAUCCAGCCACUUCAUGAUCCAGCUCUGUCAAGUUUCACGCCUGCUGAGCGCGAAGCUGCACAAGCCCAAUGGGAAAUUGAUACCUUCAUACCUCCACUCAAUGUACUCGAACCAACUCCCUAUGAUUUCGAGAACUCUGUUGUUUUCAUCGCCAUCGACGUUGAAGCUUGGGAACGCAACCACAAGGUCAUUACCGAGGUCGGAGUAUCCACUCUUGACACGAUGGACCUGAUCAACGUAGCGCCCGGCAAAGACGGCGAAGAAUGGCGCAAGAAGAUACGCACGCGACAUAUAUGGAUCAAGGAGAACAUGCAUCUGCGCAACCAGGACUUUGUACAUGGAUGCCCCGAGCGCUUCGAAUUCGGCACAUCCGAGCAAAUCACCAUGAAUGAAGCCCGCCGCGAGAUCGCAGCUUGCUUCCGCCCACCAUACAGCUCUACCACGCGGCCAGAUUCGACAAUUGAACGUAACAUCAUCGUCGUCGGCCACGAUCCCAACCAAGACAUCCGCUACCUAGCCUCUAUGGGCAGCAACCCACUCGACAACCGCGCCAACAUCCUCGAGAUCCUCGACACCGCAACCGUAUACAAGACCUGGAAGCGCGAGACCCAAAGCACAUCCCUCGGCUCCAUCCUCUACAACUUCGGCAUCGUCGGCUGGAACCUGCACAACGCAGGCAACGACGCCCACUACACAAUGGAAGCACUCGUCGCCAUGGCCGUGCGCGAAGCCACCCUCCACGGCACUAAAGCCCUCGAGCAACAGCGCGACCUGGAAAAAGCGACCAAAAUCCUCGAGGCAACUACCUUGGCCGCAGUAGAAGCAGAGGAGAGGCUCGAGGGCUGGAGCUCUGCGGGCGAGGAUGGUGGGGGCGGUCGAGGCGCUCGUCGUGGUGGCGGUCCACCACGUACCAGAGGCUUCAGCCAGCAGCAGGGCAGUCAGCGUACUGAUUCGGAACAGAUGGUGAAGCCUGGAUAUAUGGCGUCGACAUCGCAGGAGCAGGACUGGUCAGGUCUUAAUGCUGCCAUGACCAGCCCGCGCCCGAACGAGCGUAGUUAG
This is a messenger RNA of Pseudovirgaria hyperparasitica, 1860 nucleotides long. RefSeq lists its product as uncharacterized. Lineage: Eukaryota; Fungi; Ascomycota; Dothideomycetes; Acrospermales; Acrospermaceae. The record is from RefSeq and is a predicted model, not a curated record. Gene Ontology annotation, cellular component: nucleus. Gene Ontology annotation, molecular function: nucleic acid binding. The transcript is spliced from 4 exons. Bases 1 to 1860 code for a protein of 619 amino acids.